Diaporthe batatas is the source of this 2685-nucleotide messenger RNA. RefSeq lists its product as uncharacterized. Gene Ontology annotation, cellular component: cytosol. Gene Ontology annotation, biological process: glutathione metabolic process. Bases 1 to 2685 code for a protein of 894 amino acids. The record is from RefSeq and is a predicted model, not a curated record. The transcript is spliced from 12 exons. Lineage: Eukaryota; Fungi; Ascomycota; Sordariomycetes; Diaporthales; Diaporthaceae. Gene Ontology annotation, molecular function: 5-oxoprolinase (ATP-hydrolyzing) activity.
AUGCCAGGUGAAUCCAAAGUCAGGGUGGUUGGCGUGGAUGUAGGAGGAACAAACACGGAUGCCGUCGUCUUAGACGGCGACAAGGUUAUUGGAUGGCACAAGGCGCCCACUACCAGGGACAUUCAUUCCGGGGUAACAGAGUCCGUUGUCGAGGCUCUCAGGAUGGCCAAUGUGCCUGCUAGCUCAAUCAUGGCUAUCAAGAUAGGAACAACGCAAUUUGUGAAUGCGAUUUUAGAGCUGGACAAAAAUAAACUGGACAAGGUUGCAGUACUACAUGGGUUCCCCCGCGCCUUGAAAUCUGUCAUGGAAGGGUACUACGCUUACCUCGAUGGUGGUUAUCAGAUUGACGGGCGAGAGAUCAGCGCGGUAUCAAAGGAUCAGCUCCGAACCCACGCACAGAAGGUCAGGGAGCUGGGCAUCCGCGCCAUCACGGUGGUAGGGGUCUAUUCGCCCUCGUACCACAAGCAGGAAGAAGACGCCGCCGCAUUCCUGGCCGAGGAACUGGGACCUGCCUUUGACAUCUCCUGCUCUCAUUCCAUCGGCCAAGCCGGCUUCCUAGAGCGAGAAAACGCCGCGAUACUCAACGCCAGCAUCCGCCGCUUCUCCCGCCGGGUUGUAAACAGAUUGGACAAGGCAACCAGGUUCCUGGUUAAUGCCGGGCUAUACAUCACACUCAACGACGGCACGCUUGCACGCGCAUCGUACGCUGCUGCGAACCCGCUCAGGUGCUUCUCAUCCGGGCCGACCAACAGCGCCAGGGGCGCCGCGUUUCUGGCUCAAGACAUGGCAUCCACCAGCAUCGAGGCGGGCCGCGACCUCCUGGUCAUCGAUGUAGGCGGGACGACCACGGAUGUCUGCAGUCUCUUACCGAACGGCUACCCUCGACAGUCCGCAGCUUGCGUCAAGGUCGCCGGCGUCAAAACAAACUUCUCUAUGCCCGAUGUCCACAGCAUCGCUCUCGGCGCGGGGUCCGUCAUCAGGGGACAAGGCCUGCGCACAUCAGUCGGCCCAGACUCUGUGGCCUUGGAAGAGUCAACAAAAUCUCUCCACGCUGGAGGUGCAGUAUUCACCGCAGGGGAUCUUAAGCAUCUAAAGUUUGAUGACCUACGUGAACGGGGAAUCAGUCCUCAAACCAUCGACACGGCAAAGAGUGCAAUUCAAAAGCUAAUAGAAAAUGCUGUCACUGCAUCAAAAACGAAAGUCGAGGAUGCCACCGUUCUUCUUGUGGGCGGAGGCAGCUUCAUCCUCCCUGACCGAAUCGAAGGGACAGACUCUGUCGUGAGACCACCGUUCUAUCAAGUAGCCAACGCGGUAGGGGCUGCAAUCGGCAAGAUCAGUAGCACCUUUGACUGUCUCAUCAAACCAGGCGACCGCAAAGUCCGUGACAUCGUUGCCGAUGGGAAACAGCAGGCCAUUGCCAUGUGCGAGCAAGCCGGCGGCAACACAUCGGAUGUCGAGAUUGUGGAACUGGAAACCAUCCCCGAGCCAUACGCCAUGGAUGGCACUUUCCGACUAGUGGUUCGCGUUGUGUCGAGCAUAAAGGAUAUCACCGCUCUUGGCCGCAAUCACACAGAGGCUGAUGAUAUACCCUCUGCGGGAGAUGUUUCCUUGGCAGAGCCUAAAGACCUCCAUAGCACCGUAUUUUCCCAUACUGACAGCAUAGAGCAGGUAACACAAGUAGAUGCGCAAGAGUAUCGCCCAGAUAUUAAACACGGCUAUUGGACUGUCUCAGAAACAGAUAUUGAGUUCCUGAUAGCUGGGACUGGAGUUCUGGGGGGAUCACCAUCAGUGUUUGUUGAACGGCUACCUGGCGGAAACGAAACAAAAGAAGCAAUGGAUGCUACCCUGCAUUGUGCCGGCAUCUCGAACUUCUCUCACAUCGUCCCGACAGAGAUCGGCGGUAUCAACGCCCUCGAGGCCCUGCUCUCAGGAGCACUACUUGAAAAGACAGUGCUGGAUGCAGACCUCAUGGGGCGAGCAUUUCCUCAGGUGUACAUGACCGUGCUGGGAGCCCAGGGGAAGAAACUGACACCUGCAGCUUUGUCAGACGGAAAUGGCAACAUUGUGAAUAUCCAGACAGCCAAAGAUGAUUGGGAACUAGAGGACCUGGCGCGGGCUGCUUGUGGGUCCAUGAAGUCCAUCGCCGGCAUGUGCAUAACACCACUUGUUGGCGAGGAGAGCAAGCUCUUUGUCCAGAAUAGUUACUCUGUCGCCUGGGAAAUUGGUCGUCGUAUGCACAUCGCGCGCCAACACAAAAGCAACGUUGCACAGGCAAUUGUUGAGCCAGCAAAUGGAGAAGUCCUCUUCUCUGGAAAGAUACAUUCGGUGUCCAGGAAGGUAGCGAACAGUUUGACGCAAGGCAUCUGUGUCAUUCGGUCGGAGGGAUCUUCCGGCUUUGUGACAGACGGCGACGGCACAUUCCUUGAACUGAUCUUCACGAACGAAUUUUCAGGCGCGGUCCUCAAAACGAAAGAUGGAGAUGCUUACGUUGAUAAAUACCUGGCUGCUAGCCCAGACAUGAUCUGCAUGCUUGAUGGAGCUGAUGGAAUGCCGAUCGGUGUCACGGAAGUUCGCUACGGCCUUCGAGUAGAUAUCAUCGCGAUGCCUGCCCCUGCUGUCUGGUAUACGGAGGAAGGGUUGAGAAGGGUAGGCCCUACUGUGUUUGGGUAUGUGGCCGGCUUAUAA